Molecule: messenger RNA, 7482 nt
Organism: Colossoma macropomum (tambaqui)
Lineage: Eukaryota; Metazoa; Chordata; Actinopteri; Characiformes; Serrasalmidae
Gene: col16a1
Product: collagen, type XVI, alpha 1
Exons: 71
Coding region: 236-5062 (1608 amino acids)
Cellular component (GO): collagen type IX trimer
Source: RefSeq, a predicted model, not a curated record
GCGGGCAGCUGUGAGAGGGGAGGGGAGAGAAGAAGUUGGACUAGGAGAAGUGCUGGUCUAUAACUUUCCCCUUCCCCCCUGAAGACGACUCGGGGAAAGUUUUGGAAGAGCAAAUUGUGGAUUACUCAAGAACUCAGACUGGGAUUCUGGACGGAUGGGCUUUUGAUUUGGAUUCAUGUUGUGGUGAUUGAGAGGAACUAUCGUUGCUUAUAGGUAGGAGGUGAAAGGGGGAGCCAUGAGGGUCAUCUUGUCCUCCCUUGUGCUGCUGACCAUCUGGUCAGGUCAGGGGGGUCGACUGGCAUCCGCUGAAGGUUUGCGCUGCCCAUCACUACAGGUUGAAGAAUGGAAGUUUCCUCAGACAGCCAGACACAACAUUACUGGUUUCAAUCUGGUGCGACGUUUCUCCCUGCUGAAGAACAGCGAGGUAAAGAAGAUUCGUAAUCCGCGAGGGCCCAUCAUCCUUCGCCUCGGAAAAGUCCGCCUCAUCCAGCCCACUGACCAGGUGUUUCCUCAUGGACUGCCUGAGGAGUUCACUCUGGUCUUCACCCUGCUGUUGAAGAAAAAGAGUCUGAAGGAUAACAUCUAUCUUUUCCAAAUAUCUGAUGAGCAAGGAUAUCCUCAGCUGUCGCUGGACUUGAACGGGCCGGAACGUACGCUGGCCCUGCGCGCAGGGGCCGAGGGUGCAGAAGCCCCGUCCGUGGGGUGCGUUUUUAAUGGAGAAGGUGUUGAGUCUCUGCUGGACCUGCACUGGCAUAAAGUGGCUCUGAGUGUACAGAAAAGAGCAGCCUCGCUGCAUGUGGACUGCAGCUCUAUCGAGACCAAGCCUCUGGAGCCUUGGGGCCAAAUCACUACUACUGGACACACACUGCUGGUCAUGAGGGCCAACGAUGCUGCUCCUGUGGAGGUGGACAUUCAGCAGGUGAUGGUAUAUUGUGACCCCACACUGGCCAUCCAGGAGGCUUGCUGUGAAAUCCCUGGUGCUCGGUGCCCCCCAGACGCCCCCAAGAGUCGUCGAGCAGCAGAGAAUCAUGUGGAGUUUGUGCCCAGUCCCUUCAGCCAGGCCAUCCUCGGAUCAAAAGAUUUGGCAGAAAAAUGUGCUGGCUGUGUACUGAUCAGUGAGGAUCAGAAUCUUGUCCAGGAAGGGCAUGGGGGUCAGCCUGGCCUCAAAGGAGAGAAAGGAGACCCGGGUCUGGACUGCACUGGAGCUGGCGUUCCUGGUCGAUGCUCGGAAGGAGCUAAAGGCGAGAAAGGAGUAAAGGGAGAGCCGGGCCUGUCUGGAAAUUGGGGGGAUGCUAUUGGAAUUAAGGGAGAUAAAGGAGAGAAGGGCGAGGUCGGAUCCCCGGGUCUAACCGGAAAUCCGGGCAAAGACGGUCGGGCUGGCUCUAUUUGUGUAGUGGGUCCUAAAGGGCAAAAGGGAGCUACAGGUUCAGUUGGUCCAGAGGGGCUUGCAGGAGAACCAGGCCCGCCAGGACCUCCUGGGCUACCUGGCGUUGGCAAACCAGGACCUCCGGGGACCCCAGGUGGACCUCCUGGAUCAAAAGGAGACAAAGGGGAUGCUGGGAUACCUGGGAAAGAUGGCAGUCCAGGCGAUCCCGGUCCGAGAGGGCCUGGUGGUCCCAAAGGUGAAAAGGGUGACCCUUGUGAAGUGUGCCCUGGGCUGCCAACAGAUUUGGACAACACUGUGACCCUUCAGGGGAAGCCAGGGCCUAAAGGCGAACCUGGAACCCCAGGAAUAGGAGAGCAGGGUCUGCCUGGCUCUCCAGGAAAAGAUGGCAAGACGGGUGAAAAGGGUGAGCCCGGGUCAGAUGGGGCCAAAGGGGAAAAGGGCGAGCCGUGCACCGCAUGUCCUACGCAUGGUGAUAUCGGUCCAGCCCCUAUUGCAGCAGCUCAGACUCUGAAGGGGGAGAAAGGAGAACAGGGAGAUCCAGGGCCUAGUGGUCUGAGUGGACUCAAAGGGGAAAAGGGUAAUGCGGGUAGCAAAGGCAGUGAGGGGAAAACGGGCAAACCUGGUCCAAGAGGUCCCAGUGGCAAGGAUGGACAGAGAGGGUUAAAGGGGGACGAGGGUUUACCUGGUCUCAAAGGUGAAAAGGGAGACUCGUGUGGUGUGUGCCAGAACAUUGCCUCUGAGGUGAAAGGAGGCCCGAACAUUGUCAAAGUGAUAGGAGAGCCCAGUCUGCCGGGGCCCCCAGGACCUCAAGGGCCCCCAGGGCCUCCAGGACCUCCGGGAGAGGAAGUAGAGGGCAAACAGGGUCCUCCAGGCCUUCAAGGACUAAGAGGAGAAAAAGGUGAACAGGGUUUACAGGGUGACCCAGGCCUGGUUGGGGAACAAGGAGCCCCAGGACUGCCUGGAGAGGCAGGGAGAGAUGGCCUUAAUGGACUUAAAGGAGAGAAGGGUGACGCAUGUGACAGCUGUCCAUCGCUCCCCGAAGACUUGGGUGAUGUGGUGGGUUUACCUGGACCAAAGGGAGAGAGAGGAGAGCCUGGUCCACCUGGCGAGGGGACAGCAGGGAGGCAUGGUAUGCCAGGGUUGCCUGGCAGCCAGGGGCCUAGAGGACCUAAAGGAAGUCAGGGCGAUCCUGGACCUGCAGGAAUUGGCCUCCCAGGACCGCAGGGGGAACAAGGACCGAGAGGUCUUCCUGGAGCUGCUGGUCCUGUAGGGCCUCAGGGACCCCCUGGGCUGACGGGACCAGCUGGGCAGAGGGGACUGAAGGGUGACACGGGGUCACCGGGACCCCAGGGGCCGAUGGGCAUUGGUGUAGUCGGACCUCCGGGUAGGGACGGUUCUCCUGGUCCGCGUGGGAUCCCUGGGGAGGAUGGCAGACCUGGAGCCAUUGGACCCAGGGGUGACAAGGGUGAACCAGGAGACUGCAACUGCAUGCAUAAUCCAUUACCUGGAGUACCUGGUGUCCCUGGUGGUGGGAACAUGUGGCAGGCAGGUCCUCAGGGGCCUCCAGGACCUCCGGGCCCCCCAGGGCCUCCAGGGCCCCAAGGCUUCGUAGGCAUCCCAGGCCCACAGGGUCUCCCUGGCAACGAUGGCUUACCAGGGCAACCGGGUCUGCCCGGCCAUAUCACGCUACCCCUUCCAAAGGAUGACACUGCUCCCAACAUAAAGGUGGUGUGUGGCGACUGUUCCCAAGGCCUGCCAGGCGUGCCUGGCGUGCCUGACUCCACUAAGGUUGACAAGGCAGAGCAGGGCAAGCCUGGCGUCAUUUCCAUAGAUGGCUGCGAGCGGUGUCUCGAGAGGCUGCAGCAAGAGGAACCACCUAGAGGGCCUGCUAGCAGCAACAAUGCUUGCACAGGUGUUCCAGGGACGCCUGGUAUCCCAGGGCAACCAGGCAUCAAAGGAGAUCCGGGCGACAGGGGUGAAAGGGGUAUUCCUGGUCUUCCUGGAAACCCUGGUAAUAUUGGUUUCCCUGGUCCACAAGGCCCCCCUGGACUACCUGGUCAGCAAGGUGAGAGAGGAUCACAUGGGCUUCCUGGACUGAAGGGGGAACAGGGACCACCUGGAUUACCAGGAUACCCAGGAGUUAUGGGACAACCUGGACUUCCUGGCCUGAAAGGAGAGAGAGGCAGUCCGGGAAGCGUGGGACAAAAAGGAGAAUCAGGUCCGCCAGGAUCUCCAGGUUACCAGGGACCACAAGGCCCAGCUGGUCCCAAAGGGGAAGCAGGAGCAGCGGGACCCUUGGGACCGAAGGGAGAUCAGGGCUUCCCAGGACCACCAGGGUUCCCUGGACAACAGGGACAACCAGGGUUCCCAGGAAAAGUUGGACCUACCGGACCACCAGGAUCAAAAGCAGAGCCGGGCAGCCCUGGAGCCCAAGGCCCACAGGGACCCCCAGGCCCUCCCGGAUCUGCAGGACGCCCAGGCAUGCCGGGUCCUCCUGGGUUAGAAGGAAACGAUGGAAAGGACGGAAAACCAGGACCACGGGGUGAUCCAGGUCCAGCUGGCCCUAUUGGACCCAGGGGAAUACCGGGAUUCAAGGGCUUAAAGGGUCAUACAGGCCUCCCAGGACAAAAGGGAGAUAUUGGACCUCAGGGUCCACCUGGGACAGCGGGAAGACCAGGGCUUGAGGGUGACCUUGGACCACCAGGGCCACAAGGUCCACCGGGACCACCAGGACAUCUGGGUGCUGCAGGCCCCCCAGGUCCACCAGGGCAAGCUGGAUCUCCUGGCGUGGGCAUUAAAGGUGACAAGGGCGAGGCAGGAGAGAGAGGGCUGGCAGGAAUGCCUGGGUCUCCAGGGGCCCCUGGGCAUCCAGGACAGAUGGGAGAACCAGGCAGCGACGGUGCUGUGGGAAAAGAUGGAACACCAGGCCUGCCAGGGGAGAUCGGUUCACAGGGACAGAAGGGUGACGCAGGAACACCAGGACCAAGGGGUCCACCAGGAGAGCGUGGUCGUCCUGGACCACCAGGAGGUGGAGGACCCUACUCCAUGAAGGACUCUGGAGGAAUAAUAGGGCCAGCAGGGCCACGAGGAGAGAGAGGUAGCCCUGGUUCCCCUGGACAGGCUGGUCCCCCUGGACAACCAGGAAUGCCAGGAAAUGAUGCUGUUGUCAACUAUGAGGAGAUCAGGUCUUUCAUCAGACAGCAGGUCAUAAAGAUCUUUGAUGAGCGAAUGGCCUACUACAUGUCACGCGUGCAGAUGCCAGUGGAGAUGGUAGCACCACCUGGCCGACCCGGACCCCCAGGAAAAGAUGGAAGCCCAGGAAUGCCUGGACCCCCAGGGAUACCUGGCCGUCCAGGACAGAUCGGGCGGGAGGGUAGAUCGGGACCUCUUGGCCCUCCAGGCCCGCCUGGUGUAAAGGGAGAGAAAGGAGAUAAAGGCGUGGGAGAGAUGGGAGAUUCCGGACCCCCAGGCGCUCCAGGUGUUCCUGGACCCCCUGGCUAUGGUAAAUUAGGACCACCAGGCCCCUCUGGUCAACAGGGUAUUCCUGGAAUUCCUGGACCUCCAGGGUCUCCUGGACAGAAGGGCAAAGAUGGCCGUUGUCACCCCUCUGAUUGUAUGAGUGUGCCUGUGGAGUACAGUCCCAAGGGCCCACCAAUGAAAGGCCCCAUGUACUAGAGAGAGUAUGAGGGAACGAGAGAGUUAAGGGGACAGGAUGAGACCCAAAGAUCAGCAUUCUCAUCACACCAAUGAAUCUGCCUGCUAUCGCACCUGAGAAGAUCCUUGGAGAACGAGGGGGAAUUAGGGGGCAUUUGUCAUCAUAAAAUGACAAAUGCUACAGGGCCAGGUUGCUGGCUUACCACCAAAGGAGUCCUCUAUAAGCUAUCUGUUAAAGGUGAACCGGUGUCAAAAGGUUUGAAUUUCCCUGCAACCACUACCAUGAGUGCAGCAAGGCUACAAACUCUCUUGGAAAACCUGGAUUAUCAUCCAUCAUGCCUCUCUUUUAUUUGGAGUUCUCUACCAUCUGAUAUGGAGUUUCUGUUUACUAAUGCCUGACUGAAGACUCCUGGAUUUAAGUACCCUGACCAUAAAAAGAGCUUUUCCUUCUCCAACUCCACUACCUUGAACACACCUGCUUUAUUGGCUUUAAUGGUGUCAUCAUUGAGAAAAUCAACUAUGAACCAGCUUUCCCUGCCAGCGUUACCUAUUUGCACCAUUUUUUUUUUGUGCUGAAAUGCUUUCGCUGCAAAUAAUCCUCUAGUUUUUUGGGUCUUCUUGGCAGCUGCUGCGUUCUGCUGGUUUACUGCUUUGCUGAGUCAAUGUGUCACAAACAUUUCACACUGUCCCUUCUGGAACGCUCUCUCUUUACAUGAACCUAACGUCUCAAGAUGUCUUUAAAAAGUCCCUUCAAUCUUAUUUUGUGCCAGAUAUUGUGGCCUACUAUACUCACUCCACUGCAUUCGCGUUAUGGCACUUGUAAAGGUACAGACGAGAUAUAAUUAUUCCUAUUUCCCUUCGGGCUUGUGUUGUACAUAUUUGUGUUAAUAUGUAAUGGCUUUUUAUACAUUUGUAAUAGAUUGGCAUCAGCAUGACAGUCCUUAUUAUAUUUGCUAGUGUCAUCUCAGAUAUUGUGGUAUUUUUAAAAGCACUAAACAGAUCAAUUAUGUACAAAUUUGUUGGUUUUAUAUGGAAAUUGAAGUCAGUAACUUGUUUACUUGAGUGGAAAAUUUUGUACUACAGAAUCCUGUAGGGAGAUAAUCUUUAGAGCAAUUUUAAGCGACAUCCAUCCAUGGCCUCGAAUCAUUAACCUUUCAAACCUCCACCACUCUAAAGCCUUUUAGACUUGAACUCCUUGAUUUGAUAUGCUGUACCACUUUCAGGUAAACCACAUAGAUCCUCGCAGAAAUUCUGUUGGUUUCGCAAUACUUUUAACAUCCAGAAUUUACUGUGCUUUCAUAUUCGCCACAAGAAAGGCGCCAGCUUCCCCAUCAUCCAUAGUUUGUAGUUUUCAUCCGGUAAUCUGAAAGCUCUCCUGAUACCGCCAUUCUGCACACUGCUGUGUCAGCCAGACGCCAACCUGAUGCAUUUACAGUCAGCACUUUAUCCUCUCUCGCUCUCUGUCAGACCUUCGUAACUUUAUUGUGUGUGGGUGUAUGUGUGAUGCCUUUGAUUUUUAGAACUGAAAGAGCCAAACCACUGCUUGUGGUCUUUGUUUUUGGUUGGGGUUGGACACAGGGCCAGGGAUUUGGGUCAAAUGCAGGGUAGAGAUUAUACCUACGUACAUUUAGGUCAAUGCCUGGUGCUCACAAGUAUAUUCCAUAAAUGAAAUACUCAGGUCAACUUAAAAUUUGAAGGCAACCAGCUGCACAGUUAUCUCACUUAGUUAGCUAAACAGUACAGUUUAAAGGGGAAUUCCACCAAUUCAUCAUACUUUCUGUCGUUGAGGUGUAAACAAAGUCAUUCAGAGUGGUUUGAUAUGAAAUGGUUCUUUGUAGAGAAUCAUGAAGACUCUGAUUACUUUACAGUGGUGCUAAUAGGAACCAGGGGUCGUGAUGUCUACAACACAAAUAUAGCCAUUUUAUUUCUUACAGAAAAUGACCAGUAAACCUACACAUUUAACUUUUGUGUUUAUGUGUUUUGGCUACUAUUUUGCAUUGCAUGUACCUCUCUGCAAUAAAUGUAUUCCAAAAUUAUAUUUUAGACCUAUCGUAAAACUCAUCAGGCAGCAUAUUCCUAACCAUAACUUUUUAUGGUACAAUUUAGCAUGUUUCUCUAGAAUGGAGCCUUUCACAUCAAUCUGAAUGACUUUGUUUACAUUAUAACUUACUUACUCAAUAAAAACAGUGAAUGUUGUCACGUCCUUAUAAGCUCAACUUGUUUACAGUUUGGUUGGAUUUUUAUUCAGUUUCUACCUCCCUUGAAUUUGGUCAUUGCCAGAUCCCACCUACAGGCUAUUGCGUGAUGCCCCCUGUUUGGGGGACAGGCAUUGUGGGGUGUGUGUGAGUGCUUCCUCCUUUUAGACCCCCGACCACAGAUGGCAGUGACAUCACUGCGAUUCAGAUUCAUUCUCCCGAUUGGGUGGUUACACAGUUGAGCCG